Messenger RNA from Uloborus diversus, 1407 nucleotides. RefSeq names its product Krueppel-like factor 2. Bases 1 to 1407 code for a protein of 468 amino acids. The record is from RefSeq and is a predicted model, not a curated record. Lineage: Eukaryota; Metazoa; Arthropoda; Arachnida; Araneae; Uloboridae. The transcript has 3 exons. Gene Ontology annotation, molecular function: RNA polymerase II cis-regulatory region sequence-specific DNA binding; DNA-binding transcription factor activity, RNA polymerase II-specific. Gene Ontology annotation, biological process: regulation of transcription by RNA polymerase II.
AUGUUUAUGGCACAAAGUAGAGUAAGCAGCGGCCCUCAUGACAAUAUGAUAAGUGGUGGUUUAAAUAAUUCUUAUAGUCAAUCUGGACAUUUUGGAAAUCCAGCCUAUUUUAUGGGCCAGCCUUCGAGUUCGCAAUCCAUGUACAGCUAUCCUGAUACCUCUUGUAGGAUGGCAGUUUCCGCGACAGAGCUUAGCCAAAACUUUAACAGAACCGCUAUGGCAUACCAGAACGAUUUAAGGCUGAACUAUCUCUCUCAUCCUGGAAAUGCUGAUUAUAGUUCAAACUUUAAUAACACUGUCCCCGGUUCAUGUUACAAUAGUCAUUGCAACACUGAUAUGCGAAUGAAUUACAACAAUGGAACUAGUAGCUCUGUUACUGAUAUGAACUCAAACUACAACGGAAUAAACCCUAGUUACCAUGAAAACGGAGGAAAUGUUUUGUAUCAUCAUUCGCAUCAGGGGGGGAAUGGGAAGAACGAUUGUUCAUCUGAUAUUUUUGCGAAGCCAGCGGCUUUUGGAGAUCACUGCUCCAGUGUUCGCCAUAAGCUAGAUGGCAGUGUGAUACCAGCCAGCCAAGAUGCUGUAUCAGUUAAAACAGAAUUGGUGCGAAACCACUGCCCUUACACUGUUGGUGGCGGUAGCAAUGGAACUUACAGUGCUUCAGAGCAGCAACCCCAACUGUUCAUGGGAAGUGUCCCUUCACCAAUUGCCAAAGAUCCCGAAUGCUUUAGGCCAAGAAUCCAAUCCGCUGUCCCACCGUCUACAUCUUACCCUAACUCACCUUCAAUUUCUUCAUCAGCACCUGCUAUGCACACACAACAUCCUCAUUCGCACAAUCAUCAAGGGCAAUUCGCCGAUGCCAACAAUAGAUGUUUCAGACUGAAUAGCAAUGGAGCUCCCGGUGGCAUACCAAAUGCAAAUGGCUCUUAUGAACCUCUAACACCCCCACCUUCAGAGCCGAAUACCAGCCCACCUUUGGAAAGUCUACCAAGAAAGACACCACCGCCUCCAUAUCCAGCUCCUUUCCCGGUUUCAAAGAAUUCUGAAUCUUCUUUGCAACCCAGGUUUAACCGACGAAAUAACCCUGAAUUAGAAAAAAGAAGAACGCACUACUGCAAUUUUGGGGGUUGUAGCAAAGUGUAUACGAAGAGCUCACACCUAAAGGCGCAUCAACGCAUACAUACUGGCGAGAAGCCCUACAAAUGUCAGUGGGCCGAGUGUGACUGGCGUUUUGCCCGCUCGGACGAAUUGACGCGUCACACUAGAAAGCACACCGGUGACAAGCCCUUCAAAUGCCGGGUCUGCGAUCGGGCAUUUGCUCGCUCUGAUCAUCUGGCCUUGCAUAUGAAACGUCAUCAGCCGAAGCUCCACCGGCCCGGCCCCGCAUCCUCUGCCGCUGCACUCUGA